GCUAGGUGCUCAGCUAGCUGGCUGGCUCGGGUUGGUUGAGGGUAGCCAUGGCUCGAUUCGCUGCACUACUGCUUUUACCGGUUCUCAUUGAAUCGGUAUUUUCAAUUUCUUUCUUUUUACCGGUCAAUUCAAGGAAGUGUUUACGGGAAGAGAUCCACAAAGACGUCCUUGUCACGGGGGAAUAUGAAAUAAGCGAACAAUCAAACACCAAAACUAAUCUGAAGAUCACAGAUUCCUCCAGCCACACGCUUUACUCAAAGGAAGAUGCAACAAAAGGGAAGUUUGCAUUCACCACAGAGGACUAUGACAUGUUUGAGGUGUGCUUUGAGAGCAAGUCACCCAUGGGAACUGGGAGGGUCCCUGACCAGCUGGUCAAUCUGGACAUGAAGCAUGGUGUGGAGGCCAAAAACUAUGAAGAGAUUGCCAAGGUGGAGAAGCUGAAGCCUCUCGAGGUUGAACUGAGGCGACUGGAGGACCUAUCAGAGUCCAUUGUCAAUGACUUUGCCUACAUGAAGAAGAGAGAGGAGGAGAUGCGGGACACUAAUGAGUCCACCAACACACGCGUGCUGUACUUCAGCAUCUUCUCCAUGUGUUGUCUCAUCGGACUUGCUACCUGGCAGGUCUUCUACCUACGGCGCUUCUUCAAGGCAAAGAAGCUGAUUGAGUAGGGCGGCCCCUGGCUCCUUACCUCAGGGGAAGCUGCCCGCCAGUCAGCCAACACAUCCCAACAUCCACCCUCCUUGGACUAGCUUCAGCAAACAACAGCAAGCGGGGUUGAGGGGGCUCAAACUCUAGUUUUCCGGGCUGUGAGAGAAAGAGUACCAAGGUUGUCCUCUGAAAAAAAUGAAAACACCUGCUUAUUUAGUGGUUGGAAACAUGAAAAGCGCUGUAGGGAGAAAUGCACUGUGAGACAUGGGAGGCACAUUUCACUCACUGAGAUGUGUCCAUUUCCAUGGCACUUCACGUUUCUGUCUGCACUGUUUUGAAUGUUGCAGCUUACUGAAUAAGAACUUGUUGCUUCAAUCAGUUGAACAGUUUUGUUUGAUUUUGAGCUCAGUUUGAAUGGAUGUGCCAUGAGAGAAUGUCUUUUACCCUUCUGUUGAUGUACAAAUUCUUUGCCAUGCCAAGCAAACUAGAUCCUUGGUGCCCUUUUAUCAAAGUGAAGGCUUAUUUGAAUAGUAAGGUGGAUUGUUGUUACUUCGAAGAGAAAUUUGGCAACCACUGAACUUCUGUGUUAUGUCAUUUAAUUUGCAUACAUGUUUGGUAGAUAAAUUUGACCGUGUCUUUAGUUUGUUUUCAUAUUGUAAAUGCUACUUAGUUGCUUCUACAGGUAUUCGGGGGAGGGGGGGUGUAAGUUAUCAGGGAGAGAAAUAUCCUCUUAGCUAUAAAUUAGGUCACCUCUAUCAGCUCUUGCACGUUCUUUUUUUCUCCUAAAAUAUAAAAAUACAUUUACCAUCUCAAAUACUUUAACAUCAUCAACUGUCCAGAUGUCCAGAAAUCAAAAACUUGUUUAAACUUAGGAUUUAUGGAUAUGGCUUAGAAAGGAGUUCCAGCAAUCAUAAGUGAUUUCAUCAGUUAUUUCAUAUCAGCUGUUUUCUAUGAUACCAUUCAGGCUGAUAAAUGAAUAUAAUCCUGCCAGUUUCUCUUGCCAGAUUUCAGUGGAUAGAGGCUCUGAAGGGAAAAGUAAAGUAUCCCAGACCUUUUCUAGGAUGUGUUCCAUUGAGUCAUAUGUUUUCUGUACACACUGACAGGUGAAACUUUCUUACUGGUCAUAAAUAUCAGUUCCCAAUUACAGUACUUACAGAUCCAUCCAGUGUGCUUUUUUCUUUCCUUUGAAAUUAAUUAAGGCUUGGGUUCCAUGCGAAUGUGGGUGGUUGAAGAUAUUUCAGCUUGUUUUCGACAGGGUUUAAUUAAGGCAUCUGUCAUGGGUACAUUUUUAACAGUGAAAAUGCGCGUUGUGCGCAAUCAAUGAUUUUUAUGUUGAUUGAUAAAUUUUGUAAAGGCUUGUGUUGGGCUUUUAUUCAAUAAAAUAUUGGAUGGAUUUACAUUA
This is a messenger RNA of Myripristis murdjan (pinecone soldierfish), 2050 nucleotides long. RefSeq names its product transmembrane p24 trafficking protein 10 (gene tmed10). The transcript is spliced from 5 exons. Lineage: Eukaryota; Metazoa; Chordata; Actinopteri; Holocentriformes; Holocentridae. The record is from RefSeq and is a predicted model, not a curated record. Bases 48 to 668 code for a protein of 206 amino acids.